ACCCUUUUUCCCUUCCAACAUCUCUUUAUUAUUAUUCUACCUCAGUUCUUCCUUAUCUUCUUCAUUUUGCAACCAACAAAAAGAGGAAGGUGAAGAAAUUAUUGCCAUGGGGAGAGGCAAGAUUGAGAUCAAGAGGAUUGAAAACUCCAGCAACAGGCAGGUGACUUACUCCAAGAGAAGAAGUGGUAUCAUCAAGAAGGCUAAAGAGAUCAGCGUUCUUUGUGAUGCUCAAGUUUCUCUCAUCAUCUUUGCCAGUUCUGGGAAGAUGCAUGAAUACUGUAGCCCUUCUACUACUUUGGUUGAUAUUUUGGACAAAUAUCACAAGCAGUCUGGGAAGAAGCUGUGGGAUGCUAAGCAUGAGAACCUCAGCAAUGAAAUUGAGAGAAUCAAGAAAGAGAAUGAUAGCAUGCAAAUCAAGCUCAGGCACCUCAAAGGAGAAGAUGUCACAUCUUUGAACCACAAAGAGCUCAUGGCGGUAGAGGAAGCCCUCGAAAAUGGCCUCUCUGGUAUUCGUGAGAAAAAGAACGAGAAGAUUGAGGGAAUGAGGAAACGGGGAAAAGUGUUGGAGGAAGAGCACAGAUAUCUCCAAUUUGUUCUGAGGCAACAGGAGAUUGCUAAGCAGCAGCAGGAGAUGGCAAUAGAGAGCAAUGUGAGAGAGAUUGAUAGUGGGUAUCAAAGAGAGAGCAGCGAUCACUAUACUUCACAGAUGCCAUUUGCCUUUCGGGUUCAGCCCAUUCAGCCAAAUCUCCAAGAAAGGAUCUGAUUAAUUAAGUUAUGAAUCUUCCUUAAUAUCAGUGUGUUGUUGGUAAUAAGAUUUAUGACAUGAAACACUACUGCCUCCUCUUGUCACUUUGACCAUGUGUUGACUAGGUUGAUGUUAACUUGAAUAUUAUUAUUAUGCUGUGAAAAUUACUCUAAUUUAUCUCUA
Messenger RNA from Mangifera indica (mango), 928 nucleotides. Its product is annotated as agamous-like MADS-box protein MADS9. Lineage: Eukaryota; Viridiplantae; Streptophyta; Magnoliopsida; Sapindales; Anacardiaceae. The coding region runs from base 107 to 763 and encodes 218 amino acids. Gene Ontology annotation, biological process: positive regulation of transcription by RNA polymerase II. Gene Ontology annotation, molecular function: RNA polymerase II cis-regulatory region sequence-specific DNA binding; DNA-binding transcription factor activity, RNA polymerase II-specific; protein dimerization activity. Gene Ontology annotation, cellular component: nucleus. The record is from RefSeq and is a predicted model, not a curated record. The transcript has 7 exons.